GUCAUGACAUAAACAUAGUUUUACAAAGCAAAUUUCUAACAGAAAACCAAUUUUCCCACAAAUAAAUGACAAAAAAGGAAGCAACAGAAAUCAUAACCCUACACUCUACCUUAUUUAAGCCUUUCUUAAGAAAAGUGUCCUUAAAGUUUAUAUUUCAUAUAAAUACACUACACAUUUAUCGCAUUACCAAAUACCCACCAAGCAUAAUCAUGCUAUAAGCUUCAUAAACUCAAAAAAAACUCGAUUUUGAACCAACCCUUAUAAGAAAUCGAAACUCGAAUAAGUCUUGUAUAGAAAUGGAACGAGCACGUUUUGAGGCAGAAGAUCGAGACAGUGUGCAGCUAACGAUUUCUGACCUGAAAAGGUUGAGUGACGCGUACACACAAAGCUCGACAAUGUUUGAACCCGGAACCAGCACAAAUGAGGAUAAAAAUAUUGCUGAUGGUUGUGCGCACAACCCUGCAGUGCCUGCACCAGAGAAACGACUAACCCUGUUCGCCCUUCGAUUAGCCAUCCUUGAGAAGUCGGCUAGUGGACUAGGAACUCUCGGGUUCAUUUGGGCUACUGUGGUUCUUCUUGGCGGGUUUGCAAUAACUAUAGAAACCUCGGAUUUUUGGAUUAUAACACUCAUUUUAUUGACUGAAGGAACAAGGAUAUUCAGUCGGAGUCAUGAACUUGAGUGGCAACGACAAGCGACAUGGUCGAUUACUGAUGCUGGGAUGAACAGUUUUCGGGUUCUAAAGUUGGGUUCGAGUAGGAUUUGGAAUGUUUUGAUAUCGGUGUUUAAAACACCGAGUCUAAAUGGUCGAGAAAUCAGUGGUAGAGGAGAAGAAAGACGGGAAAAGUGGGAUAGACGAAACAUGGGUACUAGAAGAUGGUCUAGUUCUGAUGUGCCAAUUUUGCCUUAUUUUUCUUGGUUAUUUGUAUCAAGAAAUAUCAGUAAGAUUCUGCAAUGCCUUCAGAUUAUAGCGGCGAUUUUAUGUGUGGGUUUGUCGUUGAUGAAGCUUAUAAGACGGAACUUUGGAGAGAUCGAAAAAGAUAAUUCAGACAAGAGGAAUAGGCAAUCGGCUUUGUGCAUAUUUUAUGCAUUGGCUUUAGCGGAAGCCUCAUUGUUUUUGCUCGAAAAGUUAUAUUGGGAAAUGAAGGUAACAUACUGUAAAAUGUUGGAAAAGGUAAAUGAAGAGUGCGAGUUUGGAGCUUGGGGUAUAGUUUCGGUAAGGAGAUUCUUCUAUGAUGCGUAUUCAAGAUGUGUGGAUGGAAGCAUUUUCGAUGGGCUAAAGAUGGAUAUGGUUUCGUUUUCGAUGGAACUUUUAGGUUCGAAUUCACCUGAUGAACAACUGAUGGGUGUUCGAAUACUUAAGAGUUUCGCAACGAACAAUCGAUUUUCUGAUGAUACUUUGCAAAAACUCGGAAUGACUUUCUCAGCAGUCGAAAGAUUAGUAGAGAUGUUGAAUUGGAAACACCCACAAGAAGAAGAAAUCAGACGAGCGGCAGCAGAAAUACUGUCACAACUCGCAGGAAAGAAACAGAAUUCUCUUCGAGUGGCAGGGAUUCCGGGUGCUAUGGAAUCAAUUUCAUCUCUUCUUUAUGUUAACAAGACCUCAAUUUCAUCAAUCGAUCAAGUUCCCGACAAAUGUAUUGUCUCUGAUCAUCAAAAUUACGGGUUUUGGACGUUCAAUCAUCUCGGACUACUCAUUUUAAAGAAGCUAGCCGGAGAUCAUCACAACUGUGGAAAAAUAGGGAACACAAGAGGUUUACUACCUAAAAUCGUAAACUUCACUUGUGCCGGAGAAACACUAUUGAAGGAUCAAAACGUCGCAGCAUCACAGAUUCAGACUGUUAAAAUAUCGUUGCAAGUACUUAAAAUGCUAGCCAGCACGACAGGUAGUACAGGAAAACAGCUUCGCAAGGAGAUAUCGGAGCUUGUUUUUACAUUCAUUAACAUCAGAGAUAUAUUAAGACAUGGGGAGAAAUACCCGAAUCUACAAAAGCUUGGAAUCGAGAUACUAACAAGUUUAGCAAUAGACGAUGACGCCACACACAGAAUCGGAUGCACAGGUGGGAUUAUACAGGACUUGUUCAGCAUUUUCUUCAAACAAGGGAUGCCACUAGAUCAGGUCCAUGUCAGGACUGCAGCUGGUGAAGCUUUAGUAAUGCUCGCGUUAGAAAGUAAGCACAACUGUGACUACAUCUUGCGACUUGGAAUCAUCGACAAGCUUGUCAAUGCGUUAGAGGUUCCUUUAGUUCGUUUGAAUUCAGCUCGGAUUCUAGGAAAUUUGUGCACCUAUUGUUCUGAGGAUUGCUUCGCGGAGUUAAGGGGAAUUGCUGCAGGAGUACACACUAUUCUGAAAGGCAUAAAGUCGGAGGAGGACAAACUACGCGAAGUGAUGGUUGGAUUAGCUGCACGAGCUUUCAAGUUCAUUACUUAUUCCGAAUCUAGCAUCAUGUUUGAUCGAGCAGGAAUCAAAGAAAACGAGAUCGCAAAUAUACUCGUACAAACUCUUAAGAAGCAUCAAUACCCAAAACCAAGAUUUCCAAGGAUACGCCGGUUCACCAUUGAACUAGCAAUAUGGAUGAUGAAUCACAAGGAAACAAACAUUCAUAUCUUCAGAAAUCUAGGACUAGAACAUGAGCUACAGAAUGUUCUAGAAACAACCUCAGAGAUUGAGAGUUUCAACAUAUUUUCAGGGACUGUUGGGUUAAGCAGGUUCAAGACUUCAAUGCACUUAUUGGUUGAAACUGCACACAAUUUGCUGUCAAGUAAGCAAAUUCAAUAGAAGAUCUAAGCAUGCUUUUGUGUUUUGCAAUGCAGAACACCAAUUAAAUAUAGGUGGAUCAUUUCUACCUUAUGUAAGCUAUGUUACUUAGACUCGACAACUGAUGUCGGAUAUUGGUACGUGUCAAAGUGCGUUACGUCUAAUAUUAAAUUUUAUGCCUAAUAUGAAGUGUUUAAGAGGCGUACCAAUGUCCGAACAUCAAGGAUCAGACACGGGUACGUGAAGCAAAAUAAAGCAUCUGAGUAACAUAGUAUGUAAGUAAUAAUAAACUAUUAGAAUGCACAAAGUAUUCAUUUAUUUAUCAAAAAUUGGCCUUAUUUAUUUUUUUUUACUCAUUUUUAAUACUAGCUAAGUCCACUUAUGAAUGUGAGUUGAAAAAAGAGGAGGGUGAGCGUUGGGUUUGUGACGACUUGAUCAAAAAACUCGAUCAUGUUUUACACAUUUUUAUCACUAACUAAUACCACUUCGAGUGCUCUAUCGUUGUCGGUCCCUAGUUAGUGAUGCACUUGUUAGGCCCCGACUAGUAAUAAGUAUGCAAGGUGCACUGCACAUAAAAACGCAUAAAACCUCAUAUGCGGGUAGUUUGACCCUCACUCUCAAUCCCGAUAAAGCUUAUUGGCCUCCUUACAAUAAAUCCAAACUCAUAGGCGAUGAGUCCAAGAACCGAAAAAGCGUAGAACAACCUCGCUCAACUUGUACCGCAAUGAGAUGGAUGAAUCUUCGGGUUGUCACGUAUGUGCUGAAUAUGUAGGCAAAAGGAUACAACAAAAAAAACUUGCCUUUAAAGUCAUGAUACAACAAGCACCAUUGCAUCUAAUGGUGCCUUAGAAUCUAUAACAUUUUGAAAACUUUAUGUUUGUAUUUUAUUAACUAAACAUUGGUUUGUAAUGUGCAUGUAUUGUUGAUAUAGUUGAUUGAUAUAAAUCAUUAUA
Molecule: messenger RNA, 3709 nt
Organism: Amaranthus tricolor (Joseph's coat)
Lineage: Eukaryota; Viridiplantae; Streptophyta; Magnoliopsida; Caryophyllales; Amaranthaceae
Exons: 2
Coding region: 297-2777 (826 amino acids)
Molecular function (GO): protein binding
Source: RefSeq, a predicted model, not a curated record